UUUUCAUAUUACACAAUUGUCAUGAUUGUUUAUCAACAACAUGUUUCGAUUUCAGUAGCUUAUGUUUUAAAACAAAUACAUGCCAAAAUACUCAAUAGACAUUUUAAGAGUUCUACUAAAGUUCGUAAUAUCUCAGUAUCUGCAGUUGUAAGAAAGAAAAUGACUGACAAUAAUGAAAUCCGCCAGAGUCGUUUUGUGAAAGAGGAGGAGGUUUCACGUGGGAAAUGGUUGUCACUCAAUCAGAUCACAUACACAGACCCUACUGGAAAGGAAAGAACUUGGGAAGCUGUGUCUAGGACAACUUCACAGACAGGAUCAGAUGCUGUAUGUGUGAUAGCAAUACUUAAAAGGAUGUUGAAAUAUGAUUGUUUAGUACUUGUCAAACAGUACAGACCACCAAUGAAAUGUUACACACUGGAAUUCCCUGCUGGAUUGAUUGAUCCAUCCGAGACAGCAGCAACAUGUGGCAUCAGAGAAUUGAAGGAAGAAACGGGUUACACUGGAAUAUUAAAACAUGAAUCACCAGUGACUUGCCUGGACCCAGGGAUUGGUGGUACAACCUGUCAUUUAAUAACAGCAGAAAUAGAUGGAGAUAUUGAUAGUAAUAUCCAUCCCAAAAAUAAACUAGGUAAGUUCAUAAUAAGAUUGCAUUGA
Messenger RNA from Mytilus californianus (California mussel), 654 nucleotides. RefSeq names its product ADP-sugar pyrophosphatase-like. Gene Ontology annotation, biological process: nucleoside phosphate metabolic process; ribose phosphate metabolic process. Gene Ontology annotation, molecular function: ADP-ribose diphosphatase activity. Gene Ontology annotation, cellular component: nucleus. The coding region runs from base 22 to 654 and encodes 210 amino acids. The record is from RefSeq and is a predicted model, not a curated record. Lineage: Eukaryota; Metazoa; Mollusca; Bivalvia; Mytilida; Mytilidae. The transcript has 7 exons.